Fusarium tjaetaba is the source of this 1086-nucleotide messenger RNA. Its product is annotated as oxidoreductase yulF. The transcript has a single exon. Gene Ontology annotation, molecular function: nucleotide binding. NCBI's taxonomy places the organism in Eukaryota, Fungi, Ascomycota, Sordariomycetes, Hypocreales, Nectriaceae. The record is from RefSeq and is a predicted model, not a curated record. Bases 1 to 1086 code for a protein of 361 amino acids.
AUGUCUGCUCCACUUGGUCUCGCUGUCGUGGGGACGAACUGGAUCACCAACUCUUUUGUGCAAUCAUGCCAUGAGAGCAAACUGUUUACCCUCACUGCUGUGUAUUCAAGAAAGCUCGAUACAGCAAAUAAUUUCAUCUCUGAAACUCCCUCAAUCAAAGAUGCUUCUGGAGUGGAAGCUUACGAUGACCUGGACACCAUGCUGUCCAAAGGUUCCAAUAUCGAUGUCGUGUACAUCGCGUCACCCAACUCGCUGCAUUAUGAGCAGGGUAUCAAAGCUCUGAAUGCUGGCAAACACGUCAUCAUGGAAAAGCCCUUCGCCUCCAACAUGAAAGAGCUCGAAGCUCUUUACAAGCUCGCCGAUUCAAAAGGUCUCUUCAUUUUAGAGGCUUAUCGUCAUAUUCAAGAGCCCAACUUCAAAACACUCCAGAGGCUACUUGAUGAUGAGAAGAUUAGGAUGGAGAAGUUUGGGAAGGUUUAUGGCGCAAGCCUCUCGAUGGCAGUGUAUUCCCCAUUGUUCGGAGACAUCACAGAAGGCAACGUUCCAAAUGUUGCAUCCCCUAAGUUCAGUGGAGGCUGUCUAUGGGAUAUGGGUUGCUAUCCUGUCACUUUCGCUGUCCGACUCUUUGGCAAACCCUCAUCUCAGACAUAUUUCCCUGUCAUUCUCGAAACAGGUGUCGAUGGCGGUGGUCUCAUCGUGUUCCAAUACACGCCCGAGUCUUCAAAGCACCAGCAGAGCUUUACACUAUCGGCCCGCACAAGCAAGAUUUAUGACUCGCAUGCACCAACUGAGAUCUACUGUGAGAAGGGAACCAUCAAGAUCUUUGGUGGUCAGGCUUCCAAUGUUACAGACAUCUGCACUCUAGAGUUCAUCCCAAGAGGAUCUCAAGAGUCUGAGGAGUUGGGAGAUACUAGCCCUGAGUAUACAGAUAUGUUGAACUUGACUUGGGAGGCCAAGGAGCUUGGGCGUAUCAUUAAAGACAGUGAUCGUGAAGCUGAAGCUGACUUGAGGGCACUCAGUCGAAGCGUUCUCACAGUGAUGGAGGAUAUGAGGAGAAAGAACGGCAUUGUGUUUGGUAGUGAUUGA